UGUCUUUUCUGACAAGGACGUUGAGAAGGCAGAAGCUGGACAUGUCCUAUAAGCCAAGAGUGAUCGUCCUCACCAAGAGGCCAGGCCAGGCAUUUGGAUUCUACUUGCGCGUGGAGAAUGGAGAAGAAGGUCACUUGGUUCGCUGCCUAGAAAUGGGAGGUCCAGCUGAACUGGCUGGCAUGAAAGAUGGAGACCGCUUGAUCCGGGUCAAUGGAAAAUUUGUAGAUGGAUUGCCCCAUUCGCAGGUGGUGGACCAAAUAAGAGAGAGUGGAACAACAGUUAGUUUCCACAUUUUGGACAAAGCAUCCUACGAGAAAGCUAAAGCACAGGGAGUGGAUCUAUCUGACGGUCACGCCACAUCUGUCAACAACGGUUUGGUCAAACAGCCACCAAAACCGAAGCUAUGCUACCUAGUCAAGUCCAGCUCGGGUUUUGGAUUUUCUCUACGUUCGGCUAGAGGUGAGGAUGGUUUGUUCAUAACAGAGUUGAUCCCUGGAUGUGUGGCGGAGAGGGCAGGGGUCAAAGCUGACGACCGUUUGCUGGAAAUCAACGGGGAGAGUUUGGAAGGCGCCAGUCAUGAACAAGCUGUGGAUAAAAUCAAGGCAGCAGGAAAAAAGAUCAUGUUCCUGUUAGCAGAUGAGGAAACAAGCAGGUACUACCAGAACAACUACGCCAAGAUAGGAGCCUGGUUAGCCACAACCAAGUACCUCCCAUACCAACCGCGCAUCGCUGCCAUGACCAAAGGAUCUGAUGGCUAUGGCUUCUACCUCAUAGAGAGGACAAAACAAACAGGCCAUUUCAUCAGCACCAUCGACAGAGGCAGCCCGGCAGAGAUAGCUGGUCUACACGAAAUGGACCGGCUGGUGGCUGUGGACGGUAAAGAGGUGGACAGUUACAGCCAUGAAAAAGUGGUGGACAUGAUCAGACAGAGUGGGACUAAAUGCUGCCUCCUAGUUGUGGACAAAGACACCGACCAAAUGUAUAAGCUGGGCAACGUGUCGCCUGUUAUCUUCUGGGAAGAGAUGCAGAGUUCACUCUCACCACCCAGUUACACGGAGGCCAUCAAUCUGCCCGCUCCUGUGCAACUGUCCACAACUAUUGACGAGAGGGAGGAGGAGCUCAAGCCCAAACUGUGCAGGCUGGAAAAGACGGCAGCUGGUUUUGGCUUUCACCUGCACGGUAUCCAAGGAAUCCCCAAUCAGUGCAUCAAAGAGAUAGUGAAGGGCGGCGCUGCAGACAGGGCGGGUCUGGUGGACGACGAUGUGGUGGUGGAAGUGAACGGAGUGAACGUGGAGACGAGCACCCACGAGGAGGUGGUGGAGCUGAUCCGCAGCAGCGGAGCCACUCUGGAGCUGCUGGUGGCCAAAAAGAGCGUCUACAAUCAGCUCAGCGCUAAAGGAGUGGGCAUCACCCGCCAGCUGCUCGGACACAUGUCUUCUGUUCAAGUCCACAAGGUGCACACUCCAGAGGAGAUGAGACAGGAGGAGAACAGAGCAGACACUCCCAGUGCACCAGCCAGGGAAAGGGCCCCAUCUGUGUCAUCAUCUUCAUCUCAGGAAAGCAAUGAUGAGAGACUCUGAGAAGCCACAUGAGGAACACACAGUUCUUUUGUCAAAUCGACCUUCUAAUUGAAUCAGAUCGAGGCCUCGCGCUUUAAGAUCAAGAGAUGACGACGAAUACGAGAACAGUAAAGACUCGACAAAUUUGCUGUUGAACACCUACAUUUGAUCACAGCAGAAGAGUAGGAAUGUGCUAAGAACAAAAAAAAAAAUCUACUUGACACACUUUUUGAAUUAAGCGACUCACACUUUGCUCAGUCUGUGCAAUAAUUCGAUCACCGUCGUUCACAAUGCAACUAAGAUGAAACAGUGCAAAACUUCAAAUACAGUUUUUAAGAUAUUGAAGCAAUAAAUACUGUGCCUUUUUUUCUAAGCAGGCACAUUAUUUAAUGGUGGACGAUAAUGAAUUUUUUUGUACCUCCUUUGUACUUCCACUCCCCUUUAUGUGGUCG
This is a messenger RNA of Thalassophryne amazonica, 2011 nucleotides long. It is a transcript of the gene pdzk1, whose product is annotated as PDZ domain containing 1. Gene Ontology annotation, molecular function: protein-membrane adaptor activity; signaling receptor binding. The record is from RefSeq and is a predicted model, not a curated record. Gene Ontology annotation, cellular component: apical plasma membrane. Gene Ontology annotation, biological process: protein localization to plasma membrane. Bases 42 to 1580 code for a protein of 512 amino acids. NCBI's taxonomy places the organism in Eukaryota, Metazoa, Chordata, Actinopteri, Batrachoidiformes, Batrachoididae. The transcript is spliced from 8 exons.